This is a messenger RNA of Notolabrus celidotus (New Zealand spotty), 2821 nucleotides long. RefSeq names its product farnesyl-diphosphate farnesyltransferase 1 (gene fdft1). Gene Ontology annotation, cellular component: endoplasmic reticulum membrane. Gene Ontology annotation, biological process: farnesyl diphosphate metabolic process; cholesterol biosynthetic process. The coding region runs from base 471 to 1847 and encodes 458 amino acids. The record is from RefSeq and is a predicted model, not a curated record. The transcript has 7 exons. NCBI's taxonomy places the organism in Eukaryota, Metazoa, Chordata, Actinopteri, Labriformes, Labridae. Gene Ontology annotation, molecular function: squalene synthase [NAD(P)H] activity.
AAUCACAAAGAUAAACUGGGUCGUUCGUCGCAACAUCUCAACUAUAGCUGAAUUAAUCUGCAGAUAUUAUGUUGUGGGCCUAUGUUUACCAUUCAGGACACAAUCCUUUGCUUUAUAUCAUAAUGCUGUCUCCGUCUUUCAGCCUCACUUCCUCGCUAACAUAUUAGGAAACACGCAGUGUUGUUUUGGGUAGAGGUGGGAGGAGUGGCGUAAUCAUAACAGCAGAUCUACAAACGCUGUGGUUGGACCCUGCUCAUAUGACCAGUCAGGGGACACUGUUUUCAGAUCUGCGCAGUGCUUGUUUUAGCUCUCCUACCCGUCCUUCCAAAACGUUUUCACCUCGAUCGACCUCCCAGCUCACUUGUCCUCUACAUGGACUACGUCUUUCAAACCUCUCAACCAGCCGUGGCGUUGACAUGGACGAGCCCGUCUUAUAGCUGCAUGCUCAGUCGUGCUGUCAGGGUCUUCGUAUGGCCGGAGCUUGCUGCAAAUGUCCAGUCACUCUGUCCGUGCUCAGGCGUUCUCUCUCGGUUGCUCCGCGGGGCUCAGGAUCAGCUCCUCCUCGGUCCCUCCUCUUGGGCUGGAGACUGGGGGAGCGGGGCCUGCAGGAGGCCGCCAGACCCUCCAGUGCUUUCAGACCUGCAGGGGUUUACCGACACACGGCUUUUCUCUGUGUCUCUUCCCAGGAGUCCAUGAGCGAGAGUCUGCGGACCUGCUACCUGUAUCUGAACCAGACAAGCCGGAGUUUUGCAGCAGUGAUUCAGGCUCUGGACGGGGAGUUAAGACAUGCAGUUUGUAUUUUCUACCUGGUGCUGCGAGCGCUGGACACAGUUGAGGAUGACAUGAGUAUCCCUCUGGACAAGAAGGUUCCCAUGCUGAAUGAUUUCCACACCUACCUGUACCAGGAUGAGUGGUGCUUCACAGAGAGCCAGGAGAAAGACCGGCAGGUUCUGGAGGAUUUCCCUACGAUAUCACUGGAAUUCAGAAACCUCGCGCAGGUGUACAGAGACGUCAUCACAGAUAUCUGCCACCGCAUGGGAGUGGGAAUGGCUGAAUUCCUGGAGAAGAAAGUGGGAUCCAUGAAGGAGUGGGACCUGUACUGCCACUACGUCGCUGGGCUGGUUGGCAUCGGCCUGUCUAAGCUGUUUUCUGCGUCCCAGCUGGAAGACCCUGAGGUGGGGCGGGACACCGAGCUUGCCAACUCCAUGGGCUUGUUCCUCCAGAAGACAAAUAUCAUCAGAGACUAUCUGGAGGACACACAGCAGGGACGUGCCUUCUGGCCACAAGAGGCUUGGAGUCAGUUUGCAGGUCAUCUGGAGGACUUGGCCCAGCCCGAGAAGCUGGACUCUGCUCUCUCCUGUCUCAACCUGCUCGUCACUGAUGCUCUGCGACACGUCCCAGACGUCAUCGCAUAUCUGUCCCGCCUACGUAACCAGAGCGUCUUCAAUUUCUGUGCCAUUCCACAGGUGAUGGCAAUAGCUACACUUUCAACAUGCUACAACAACCCCAUGGUGUUUCAGGGAGUGGUGAAGAUCAGAAAGGGACAGGCGGUCACACUCAUGAUGGAAGCCACCAACAUGAGAGCAGUGCAGACCAUCAUCGCCCAGCACAGCAAGGAGAUUUUACAGAAGGUCUCCCUCACUGACCCAUCUCGGGAAAAAACCCUUCACAUCCUGGCUCUGAUCCAAGAGAAGUCUGCCCUCUCCCAGUCCAGUCUCCCCACCAGGACCCCCCACCUGUCGCCCAUGUACCUAUCCGCCGCCAUGCUGCUUGCCGCCCUCAGCUGGCAGUACCUCAGCACUACAGCAGCACAGGCACAGGGCACUGGAGACAUGCAGGGACAGUGAAACCAGUUAUCCCUACUUUUCCCUGGGGGCCACAGACUCAGAAAGCCCCCUUAACUCACUGUGGAGGUCAAGUUCUCCAACUGGAGGAAUCAGGGUCACCUUUUAUCGCUUCUCCCUCAUUACUAUGGCCGUCAUAAGACCAUGGACAUAGACUAUGAAGGUUCUGGUAGAGGGGUUGUUAUAUAUCAAACCAUCUUGCAUCUGGAUAAAUUAUUUACAUAUUCACCAGCAUAAAAGGCACACUGAAGCAUUCAAGGUGUUUUGUUGUGUGAUGUUACUGUUUUUUUUGUUUGUUUGAUUUUUUAAAGUUUUGAUCUGUUAAAUUGAGUGGUGAUAUUUUGCAUAUCUAAAAAUGUCAAGACAACAGAGGAACGAUAGUUUUCUACACUGAGUGUGCUCAAACUGUCAGAUGCUGAGUACUUAACACUGCCCUUUAUUUUUCUUAAGAACACAAUCACCAAACUUUAAUUUGUGGUGAAUUUUGUGUCAAAAAACUAGUUCUCAUGUUUGUUUGUCAAAUCUAUCCUAGCUCUGUCUUCUGUUUCUGAUGUUUCUACUGUCACAAAACAGUUACAUGAGUCCACUUUACAGUAUCUGCACUGUAUGUAAGGAUAUACAACAGUACCUACUUUCACUAGGAGCUUUAUUUCAACACUUUGAUGUCUUUGUUCUUUCUGUUUCUACACUUUGUCUUUGAAAGUAGCAGAAAACAAAAAAAAAGAACCAUGCAAUUCAGAGGUAGUUUUGGACGUCAUUUCUUUGAAUGAAUUAUGGAGAACAAAUGUAAUUUCUGAUACAUUUGAAACCGCUCAUAAAGACUGCUAGCUAAAGGGUCCUUAACAGAGCUUUGGGGAGUAGAAAGGCUAGCACAGAGUAACCUUGUACAGAACCAAAGGAGAGCUACGAACAUUGCUAUGUAAUGUGAAAUUUUGAUUUGUACAUAUUUGAACAAAUAAAGAGAUAAUAACUAAAAA